This is a messenger RNA of Patiria miniata (bat star), 2366 nucleotides long. Its product is annotated as NADH dehydrogenase [ubiquinone] 1 alpha subcomplex subunit 10, mitochondrial-like. Gene Ontology annotation, biological process: mitochondrial electron transport, NADH to ubiquinone. NCBI's taxonomy places the organism in Eukaryota, Metazoa, Echinodermata, Asteroidea, Valvatida, Asterinidae. Gene Ontology annotation, cellular component: cytoplasm. The transcript is spliced from 10 exons. The record is from RefSeq and is a predicted model, not a curated record. The coding region runs from base 144 to 1259 and encodes 371 amino acids.
GCGCUGUUCAAGUCCAGUGGAGUUCCUAAUCCAAGAACGGUUUUUAACUAGACCAGGAUCGGUAACCCAAAGAAUGGUCGGAUUUCAUGGUUUUCUGUGUUUCAGGUAGACACGAGUAGCUGCCAAGCAUUUCGAGACAAGUCAUGGUUUUCCACAUCUGCAGGAUCGGUCUGCGGCAGGGUGCCCAGCUGAAAUUGUCGGCCACAAAGUUGGGUGGAUUUGUUGGAAUGGCUUCCAAAAUGGCGCCGUUGGCGUUGAUACAGCCAUCGAACCGAGGCCUGUUCACCUCCACCGACAACAUCGUCACCUUCUUCAUGGGUCACAAGUUCAUGCACAAGUUUGACGAGCGGAGCAAGAUCAUCGUCGUUGACGGCAACAUCGGAUGCGGGAAGAGCAAGUUCAGCAAGGAGCUGGCUGAGAAGCUGGGAAUGAAAUACGUCCCCGAGGCUCAUCUCCAUUACCUAGAUGAGCUGGAACUGGGACCGGGAAAGAAAUACGACCCCAAAUUCAUCGGUAAUGUCUCACUGGAGCAAUUCUACAAGGACCCCUUCGCCAAGGAUGGUCAUUCCUUCCGCUUGCAGAUGAUGAUGUAUGCCAUGAGAUUCAGGCAGUAUUCCGAUGUCAUUGAGCACCUUCUAAAAACAGGUCAGGGUUUGGUCAUGGAGCGAUCUGUGUACAGCGACUACGUCUUCAUGGAAGCUAUGCUGAAAAUGGGAUACUUCAGGAGAGCAUGUCAUGAUUACUACAAUGAGAUCAAAGCCAUCUCACUGUACCGCCUACGCCCGCCUCACCUAGUAGUCUACUUAGAUGUCCCCGUUGACGUCCUUCAGAAGAGAAUCCAGGAAAGAGGAAGGGAGAUGGAGGCUAAGAUUCCUGGCGAGUACUUGCAGCACAUCGAAGACGGCUACAAGAACAACUUCCUGCCAGAGAUCAGCGAAACCUCCGAGGUCCUCCGGUACGACUGGAGCGAGUACGGGGAAGUCGACCAGGUCGUGGAUGAAAUCCAGAUGCUGAAGUUUAAGCAUCUUCCCUGGAACGAUGACGACGACAUCACCCUAGACAGGCUCUACAGAUUUGUCUUCAACAAGUUCCAUGUUGCACGCUGCAUGGACAUCCCCAAAUAUCUUCCCGAGUUGACAUUCGGGGCCCAGGAGUUCUAUGACAUGACGAGGGAAUUCGAAGAGAAUCACGACAGGAGUUACAGUCCCAGCUACAACUUGAAGGAAGGCGAAUCGAAAUGGAAACUGCUCUUCAAGUGAUCACAAUCAACCUCCGCGCCUCUAAUACAUUGUAUAGCACAGAUUGUAAUAAAGAAAUUUAAUACAGAACACACUUGGAAACGUUUCAAAACAAUAUCGUGUUGAGAGGUUGUACCUCAGGGGGCCUAAGCUCUCACUAGGAACUUAGCAAAGUUGCCACUAGGAACUUAGCAAAGUUGCCACUAGGAACUUGGCGAAGUUGCCACUAGGAACUUGGCGAAGUUACCACUAGGUACCAAGUGAAGUUGCCACUAGGAAUGUAGCGAAGUUCCUACUAGGAACUUAGCAAAAUUCCUGCAAGGAACUUAACUAAGUUACUUAACUAAGUUUCCACUGGGAACUUAACUAGGUUUCCACUAGGAACUGAACCGAGUUUCCACUAGGAACUUAACUAAGUUUCCACUAGGAACUUAACUAACUUCCCACUAGGAACUUAACUAGAUUUCCACUAGGAACUUAACCAAGUUCCACUAGGAACUUAACUAAGUUUCCACUAGGAACUUAACAAAGUUUGUGAGAUGCACUGGCCAUUGGCCAUUGCUGGAUGCAGCCAUUGCCAUAUUACUUUAGUCACUUUAUUACGAGUGUUAACUUUUUUCCAUCAGAGGCUUCAACCAUUUUACCGUGCAUUGUUAAAGUCUUAAAUUUUAAUUUAUUGUACACAUCAAGAUUGACAUCUUAAAUGUAGCAAUUGAAUUUCUUUGGGGGCAUGCAUGUUGGAGUUUCCUCAAGCUUGUUUAAAAAAGAAAGCUUUUCUUUAUGGAACGGUUUAUGAUUAAAACGUGAUAAUAAAAUGAUAAUAUUGCACUUCAGAAGCAUAUGGUAAUUAUAUCAAAAAUUUACAUGUAUGUACAUGAAAAUAGUUAUUCUUGUUGGGCAAAAUAAUUCAGACAUAUCAGGAUAGUUCAUUGAUUGACUACAUGUUCUGCAACUUCAACAGUCCUCUCCAUGUCUAGACUCGGUUAAAAUUCUACAAAGUUCAAGAGUUUCUGAAGACAUCUUCAUAAAAGUGUUCCUUUUUCUUACAAGGAAACGAAAGGUCAUAGCGUGAUAUUGAUUUGGCAUUGUUGUGCAAGUUGUAAUUAAAAACCGCAGAAUGUGUUUUAA